Messenger RNA from Echinops telfairi (small Madagascar hedgehog), 726 nucleotides. It is a transcript of the gene ATP5F1C, whose product is annotated as ATP synthase F1 subunit gamma. Bases 183 to 695 code for a protein of 170 amino acids. NCBI's taxonomy places the organism in Eukaryota, Metazoa, Chordata, Mammalia, Afrosoricida, Tenrecidae. Gene Ontology annotation, biological process: proton motive force-driven ATP synthesis. The transcript is spliced from 6 exons. Gene Ontology annotation, molecular function: proton-transporting ATP synthase activity, rotational mechanism. The record is from RefSeq and is a predicted model, not a curated record.
ACCGUUUUGUUUGUUUUUAAGCUCUCUAUGAAAAAGCAGAUAUUAAGGUGCCUGAAGACAAGAAGAAACACCUCCUUAUUGGUGUCUCCUCUGACCGAGGCCUUUGUGGUGCUAUUCAUUCCUCAGUUGCUAAACAGAUCAAAAGUGAGGUGGCCUCACUCACCGCAGCCGGCAAAGAAGUGAUGCUUGUUGGUAUUGGUGAUAAAAUCAGAGGCAUACUUUAUAGGACUCACUCUGACCAGUUUCUGGUGACAUUCAAAGAAGUGGGAAGGAAGCCCCCGACUUUUGGAGAUGCAUCUGUUAUUGCCCUCGAAUUACUAAAUUCUGGAUAUGAAUUUGAUGAAGGAUCUAUCAUUUUUAAUCGAUUCAGGUCUGUCAUCUCCUACAAGACAGAUGAGAAGCCCAUAUUUUCCCUUAAUACCAUUGCAAGUGCAGAGAGCAUGAGUAUCUAUGAUGAUAUUGAUGCUGAUGUGCUGCAAAAUUACCAGGAAUACAAUCUGGCAAACAUCAUCUACUACUCGUUAAAGGAGUCCACCACUAGUGAGCAGAGUGCAAGAAUGACAGCUAUGGACAACGCCAGCAAGAACGCUUCUGAGAUGAUUGACAAGCUGACUUUGACUUUCAACCGUACCCGCCAAGCUGUCAUCACAAAAGAGUUGAUUGAAAUCAUCUCUGGUGCUGCCGCUCUGGAGUAAUGAAAAUCAAGUAUCAUCCUCAGACAAGAGG